Osmerus eperlanus (European smelt) is the source of this 5297-nucleotide messenger RNA. It is a transcript of the gene zhx3b, whose product is annotated as zinc fingers and homeoboxes 3b. Bases 499 to 4344 code for a protein of 1281 amino acids. Gene Ontology annotation, cellular component: nucleus. Gene Ontology annotation, biological process: regulation of transcription by RNA polymerase II. Lineage: Eukaryota; Metazoa; Chordata; Actinopteri; Osmeriformes; Osmeridae. The record is from RefSeq and is a predicted model, not a curated record. The transcript is spliced from 7 exons. Gene Ontology annotation, molecular function: DNA binding; DNA-binding transcription factor activity, RNA polymerase II-specific.
GUGUCUGUCUCUGCCCUGGGUACGUACGUCGUAUUUUCCUCUCACUCUCCCUGAGCUGAGAGCCAUUGGAAAUAAACAAGACCAAGAGGGCCAUUGUGCCAUCAGCCGAAGUGGCUAGUGUAACGUUUAUCACCAGUGGAUGAAGAGAGAGGGGUAGCCUACCACCCCUAUCAAAGUUGGCAUCAAUAAAGCCCCAAGCUAACGUUAUGUAUUUACUUUAUAAAUAGUCCGGUUCAUUGUUAACUUUCUUUAGAGUCUAAACUAUUUCCCUUGGACCAGGCAAGGUUCCUCUCUGGCUCGUUCCCUCGCUGCAGAACACACACACACACACCUGGAGGUCACACCCACAGACCCAGGAACAGGCCGAUGGUCAUGUUCUGUCCCCACCACCCCCUCCCCAUGGCUGGUCCAUAAGCAGGAGCAACCACUCCACUCUGCACUCUCUGACGCCAGGAACACUCAACCACAGUCAACCGACCCCACCGACUGGUCUCAGCCAUGGCCAGCAAGCGGAAGUCCACCAUCCCCUGUAUGAUUCCCAGCAAGACCAUGCACCUGCGAGAGGAGCUGGAGCAGGAGGCCCCAUCGCUGGCCCGCCUGGCCAGGGAGCAGGGCUUCCUCUCCCGGGGCGCAGGGGGCGGCAGGGGGAGCCCCCUGGUCGAUCAGGGUCUGUCCUCCCGGCCGGAAGGGGGCGACGCGCUCAAAGACGGCGGCGGCACCUACACCUGCAGGCCGUGCAACUUCGAGACCCACGACCUGAACCUGUUCCUGGACCACGUGUACAGCGGACACCCGGACUUCCGCGCCGACCCCAGCUUCCACUGCCUGGACUGCGGCGUGUCGGCGGCCAAGUUCGAGGGCCUGGCGCUGCACAACGCCCGCUCCCACCCCAGCACGCUGAGCACCAUGCUGCAGCUGAGGAGGCGGGAGCGGAGGGUGGUGGUGGAGCAGAGCCUGCUGGCGGGGACGGAGGGCGAGAUCUCCAUCACCAAAACCCCCAUCAUGAGGAUGCUCAGGGGGAAGUCGGAACCCAAGAGGAUCGUGGUGUCCCACUCGUCGAGCUCCGACGAAAUCUCCCAGGAGCCCCUCCAUGUCUCCGCCGGCCGGGACGGGGACAGGAAAGAGGCGCCGGCGGUGGCGGUGACCCACGUGCCCACCAUCGUCCACAACGGCGCGGCCACCAAGGUGUCACUGCCCUCCGCCAUCCAGAUCGUCAACGGUUCCGGAACUCUCCCCAUGCUGAAGACCGCCAUCACGCAGGUGGUGUCGGUGGUGCAGAACCGGAGCCUCCACCAGCAGUCAGCGCCUAUCACCGUGUCCUCUGCUUUCUCCUCCACCUCCACCUCAGCCUCCUCCAAGAACAUGCCCAAGGUGAUGAUCCCUCUGAGCAGCAUCCCUACCUACAGCGCCUCCAUGGACUCCUCCUCCUUCCUGAAAACCUCCUUCAGCAAGUUCCCCUACCCCACCAAGGCGGAGCUCUGCUACCUGACGGUGGUCACCAAGUUCCCCGAGGAGCAGAUCAAGAUCUGGUUCACGGCCCAGAGACUCAAGCAGGGCAUCAGCUGGUCCCCCGAGGAGAUCGAGGAGGCCCGCAGGAAGAUGUUCAACACCAUCAUCCAGACGGCCCCCCCCAGCUCCCAGCAGCAGCAGCGCCACAACCUGUCCCAGAGCCACUCCAGCCAGUCCCAGCACACCAUCACGGUCCUCCCCGCCUCGCUGGGCCCCACGGGAAUCCCGCACAUCCUCCAGGGCUCCCUGGUCAGCCAGGGCGGCGUCAUCGUCACGCAGCCCAUGAUGGCCAACGGCAUCCAGGUCAGCAGCGCUCCCAUGGCCCUCGCCGUGACCCCCAAGCCGCAGGCCGCUGCCCGGCCCAUGAUGCAGGCCCGACCUGCCGCCGCCCUAGUGGCUGACAAGGGGAUCAGCAUGGUGGUGGGCUCCGUGGGGAGCAGCAGCAGUGGAAGCCACGUCGUUAGCAGCAGCGGUAGCAGUAACGGCGGAAGCAGCACAAGCAGUAUUAUCAGCAGUAGCAGUAGCAUUCACAGCAAUAGCAGCAGCAGUAGUAUGAGCAGUCACGCAAGUGUGAUCAACCUUAGUAUUGGAAACAGUAACUACAAUAAUACCAAUGGUAAAAUCAACAAUGCUAAAAUCAUUAAUAUCAACGCUUACCUAAAUGGCAAGAGCAACAUGGGUGCUGCUAGCAAUGUUUUUUCCGCUAAAAGCAACGCUGAUGCUAAGAACAGCGAGGGCAGGAGGAGCAAUAACAACAGCAGUGGCGUGAAGAGUAAUAGCGAUAGCAGAGUUAGCAUUGGCAUAAGCAGCCCGGACAGGAAAGCUAACAUCACCAGUAAAGACAACAACAAUCAGAAGAGCAAAGAUGCUAACAGCGCUAGCAACAAGAGCAUUAGCCUUAGCAGCACCACCACAACAACAAGUGCCACCACAACCAUGGCUACACCCACAGCUGUGACCACCAACUCCACGGCUAACACCGCCAUGGUUAAAACUGAGGGCUCAUCUUCCCCCGCCACCAAGUCUUCCUCCCCCGCACCGGCGACCACCCCCAACUCCAGCGGAACCCCCAGCUCCAGAACACUUCCUAACACCUUCCUGGACCCCAGCUUCUACAAGAGCAAGAAGUCUCAGGAGCAACUGAGCGCACUCAAAGAGAGCUUCCUGACCAAUCAGUUCCCCAACCAGGAGGAGGUCGACCGCCUCAUAGCCCUGACAGGCCUUACCGUCCGCGAGGUUCGCAAGUGGUUCAGCGACCGCCGCUACCAUUUCCGUAACCUCAAAGGCUCGCGGUCAAGCACGGUCGGCCAGGGGAGCGGCAAGUCUGCGGCUGGCUCUACGCCCGGCUCUACGCCCGGCUACGGCGCCACCCCCAUGGACCUAUCAGACGGUGCCACCCGCACCGACACCCCUAAACCCCCCCUGCAGGGCUCAGCGCCCCUCAGCCCCCCUCCCUCACAGACCCCCACGUCCCCCACCACACCCUCUCGCCGGCCCCCCAGACCCCCAUCCCCAGACUUCACAGCCAUCCGCUACAAAGAGAGGGACCCCCAACAGGUGAAGGCGCUAGAGGCCAGCUUCUCCCAGGACUCAGACCCCCCCGGAGAGGAAGUGGACCGGUUACGGGCCGAGACCAAGAUGACCCGACGGGAGAUCCACGGCUGGUUCGCCGAGAGGAGGAAGAGAGUGGCCGCGGAGAAGAAGAAGGAGGAGCUGGAGAGGGCGGAGCGAGAGGAGGAGGACAUGGCCGAGGAGGCGGCGGCGGCGGGGGGAGAGGAGGGAAAGAGGGGCGACAGCGUCAAGAAAGAGGAGGAUACGGAAGAAGGGAGGGAUGAAAGGCAGAAGGAGGACGGCACGGGCUCCGAGCUCAAAGUCAACCCCAUCAAGAUCAACCUGAAGAUGCUGAAAGUGACCGAGGCCAACGGGAAGGCAGAGAACGAGGCGGGCCAGACAACCGGCCAAUCCGACAGCUCCGCCAUGCCACCGCCCUCCACCUCCAACCCCACCCCGUCACCCUCCCCUGUCCCGUCCUCAACGCUCACCCCCAAACCAGUCCCCUCCCAGUCCCCGAAACCUUCCUCCUCCCCCAAGCCCUCUCCGAUCCGGGGCAAGAAGAACGCAGAGCAGCUCCACCUCCUUAAACAGGUUUACGCCCGCACGCAGUGGCCCAGCAGCACCCAGUACGACGAGCUGAUCUCGGGCACCGGCCUGCCCCGCCCCGAGGUGGUGCGCUGGUUCGGGGACUGCCGUUACGUGCAGAAGAAUGGCCAGCUCAAGUGGCUGGAGGCCUACCAGACCAUGGCCCUGGAGGAAGACCUCCAGAGGGGGGACAUCCAGAUGCUCCGAGCCCACCUGGAGGCUCACGGCAGCCUGGAGGAAGGACAGGUGUUGGAGCUGGCCCAGGCUAGCGGCCUCACAGAGGAACUGGUCCAACGCUGGUUCUCCACCCAGACCUCCACCCCACCAGCACCCUCCUCGUGCCAGCCCGCCACAGCCCUCCCGCCCCCUCAGACCGCCACCAUUCCCAGCCAGACUCCUCCACCACCCCUCUCCUCCCAGCCCGCCCUGUCACCACCACCACCGCCCCCACCCCCACUCGCUGCCCAGACCCCGCCGCCACCCCAAGCCGAGGGGGGUGGAGGGGAGGGGACGGAAGCACAGACACCGGAGGCGGGGCCUCCGUCUGUGGUGACGGGGGGGUCGGCGUCACUACCUGAACCAGAGCAGGGGGGCGGGAAGGAGCUGAGAGUGGAGCCGUCUGUGUGCGGGAGCACGGACCAGGAUGAGGAGGAGAAGCCUGUCAAGACUGUCCAACCUGCUGAAGGAGCCGAGUAGGGGACCUUUGUGGAAGAAGAGGAGGAGAGUGAGAAAGGGACGACCCGGAGGGACGGCGCUACGCCGGUGGUCUUCAGAAGGGAGUGUGUGUGUGUGUGUGUGUGAGCGAGACAGCAUAUGUGAUUGUAAUGGGAUCACUGGAAAUGGACCCUGAUCCACCCCCCCCCCCCCCCCCGUUCCCGAAGCAUGCUUCCCUCUCUCCCACUGACCCCAUCACACACACACACCCUGGAGCUGGAGGUGGGCUCCCAUCUCCCUCCCAAAAAACGCAAGGACGGACUCUGAACCCCCUUCCCUCUGGUUCUCUCACACACUCCCCCCCCCCCCCUUCCCCUGCCCUCCUACCUCCUCCAUCCUGCCUUCCGCCAUUUUCUCCUUCCAACGACAGUAGAGACUCAUGGUUAGGAUUCCCUGAGGAGGGUUUUUUUCUUCACUUCUUCUUCCGUGCCUGUUCGCUUGCCUGCCCUUGGAAGGACAGAAGGGGACGGGGAGGGAGGGGGGGGGGGGGAGACGUGUGCUGGGGAUUCAGACCCCAGAUGAGUCGGGAGGAGAGAGGAAGGGGUUAUUCAAAUCCUGACUGGACGGAUAUCGACCAAGCCAAUUCUCAAGAGGGGACCGGUCGUGCGUGUACAAAGAGACGGCGCUCCGAAGAGGUUUGGUACGAAAUAUGAACUGCACAGCUCUUUGUAAGUGUUGUCCGUUUAGUUUUUUUUUUGUAAAGGGAGACACACAGUGUUGGAAGGGGGGGGGGGCCUGAGGACAGCCAUGUCUGUGUUUUAGCAUCAAGUGCUUCUGUACGUCAUCGACGUCUAGCUGUUUCUUUCUUAAAAACGUAAUAAAUCCUGACUGUACAAGGAAUAUGAAAACUGUUUUACCAAGAUUUCCAACAUACCUAGGACUGUUGUAUCAUUUUUACAGAUGUUAUUUGCAGAAUAAAUAAAAUGUAACAAACA